This is a messenger RNA of Trichogramma pretiosum, 653 nucleotides long. Its product is annotated as ejaculatory bulb-specific protein 3-like. Bases 172 to 537 code for a protein of 121 amino acids. The record is from RefSeq and is a predicted model, not a curated record. The transcript is spliced from 2 exons. NCBI's taxonomy places the organism in Eukaryota, Metazoa, Arthropoda, Insecta, Hymenoptera, Trichogrammatidae.
AAGACAGCGCGAUGAUCGGUAAGUUCGAGACAAACGAGCGCGAACGUGACUCGCGUGUACAUCCGAUUUAAUCGGUAUCGAUCGCGGAAGCAGCAGUAGUAGCGGCGGCGGCUUUUUGUGGGAUACACACGAAUUCUGCAGUUCAGCGAGGCAAACUUUUUAUAGAAAAUAAUGGCGAAUAGGUUUGUUUUGGCUUUGGUGCUGUGCACGCUGGUCGCCGGAUGCCUGGCUGACGAAGAAAAGUACUCCGACAAGUAUGACUAUAUCGACGUCGACAAUAUCUUGAGCAACGAGCGCAUCAGAAAUCAGUACUUCAAUUGUUUCCUCGAUUACGCCCCGUGCCUCACGGCCGAUGCUAAGUUUUUCCGAGAUCAUUUCCCAGAGGCUCUCGUAACGAAAUGCAAAAAGUGCACGGAGAAGCAAAAAGAAGCUUUUGAAAAAUUAGUACUCUACUACACGGAGAAAGAGCCAGAGAAGUGGAGAUUGGCUCUCACCAAAGCAAUUGAGGAUUCGGGAAAAAAACGAGCUAAAAAUUAAAUUAUGCUUGUAAAAACUAUACCAAAAAAAUCAGCAUCUUAUUUUAUAUUGUACAUAAAUAAGAAACAGGAAAGUAAAUAAAUCAACAGCUCGUUAAAACCUUCAGUAAAGAAAAA